Sceloporus undulatus (fence lizard) is the source of this 1552-nucleotide messenger RNA. RefSeq names its product homeobox protein MSX-1-like. The transcript has 4 exons. Lineage: Eukaryota; Metazoa; Chordata; Lepidosauria; Squamata; Phrynosomatidae. The record is from RefSeq and is a predicted model, not a curated record. Bases 655 to 1263 code for a protein of 202 amino acids. Gene Ontology annotation, biological process: regulation of transcription by RNA polymerase II. Gene Ontology annotation, molecular function: RNA polymerase II cis-regulatory region sequence-specific DNA binding; DNA-binding transcription factor activity, RNA polymerase II-specific.
CUAUGAUUCCUUGAUUCUUUGGAUCUUGGCACCUGAACCUAUGUUCUGCUUCUGAUUACCCUUGACUUCUGGCAAGGUUUGAGUCCUGGACCCCUUCUUGACUUUGGUUCUGCCUCACCUGGUUUACCUGUUAGACCCAUUUGUGUUUGCCUGUGACUUGCCUUUGGCUGCCCUCUGCUUGGACCCAGCUGGGUUAAGAUUUCAGCUCUUGAGACUUUACUAAUAGAGCCUGCCUUAUUCAAAGCAGGAGACAGCAAUAUCCUCUUGUUUUAGAAAUGAAGGGGCAGGGAAGGAGGGAGAUCAACCUUGUUGCUAGACACUUUUUAAAUCUGGAGGAUCAAGUGUCACACGUGAAGUACACACACACACACACACACACACACACAGGUAAGAGGAAACCUUUCCAUCCAAUUGUUGCUCUCCAAUCCGUAACCCUCACAGGUACGCUUCUCAUCAGGUGACCCCAUUCCUUCCCAACAGGACCAUGGAUUGGUUUGGGCUAAAUCCCUCCAAAUCUCCCUGUGUCUCUGCCGGCUGAGCCCCCCGGCUGUUAAAUAGAUGGGGCUGAGGGUGCCAGUGGCUGCUUCCACACUUUGCCUCAUUGCCUGAAACCAGUGCCUUAACCUGCAGAGCUACCUUCAGCCUUCGAGAAGGAUGACCAGCUUUAAUGGUCGCACUAGGGUUCUUCCCGUGAAGACCAUUUUCAACAGUAAAGGGGCCACCCCCAUCCUGGCCACCCAGAAGCGGUCUUCAAACUACCUGGAGCAAAGGGACCUGCCUGUGCCACAGAGGACCAAACCUUCUCCUCAACGCAUAGCUGACUUCUCCAUCCGUUCCAUCCUGGCCUUGGAUGGCUCUGGAGGAGAAAGAAGGAAUGGCGAACAGCCUGCAAGAGGCAUCAUAGAGGGCAAUGGGACUCCUCAAGGCUACGCAUGGAUCAACGGCACCCGCUUCAAGCCCCCUUAUGUGCCAAAGAUGAAGCAGGCAUGCAGCCCUUGCCUGACGUCCCGCAGCCCCCGGGUCCCCUUCUCGGCCACCCAGCUGGGAAUCCUGGAGAACAGCUUUCAGCAAACCCGCUAUCUUAGUACUGGGCAGGUGAGGGACUUGGCCUUGCUGUUGGGACUCACAGAGAACCGGGUAAAAAUUUGGUUCCAAAACCGGCGCGCUCGUGAACGGCGGGACUUCCUAAAGCAGCAUCCCAAUGGCAGUGUUGGCAUGAAGGGCAAUUCACUGAAGGGCCAGCCCCAUUUAGGGUGGCAUUAAGACCAAGCUGAGGCAACAGGUGCCGACGUAUGUGAGCAACAGAAAACACAGAGAUGUGCAGAGAUGCUGUCCUAAUUAAAAAAUAUAUAGUGUGAACUAGAAAACUGGAAUGCAUGAGUGAGAUUAUUUGCAUGUUUGCACUGAAAAAUAACAAUGUCUGCAUAACGCCAGAGAGUCAAUGCUGGAGCCUAGGAAGCCAGCAAAAGAAUCCCCAUUUAUUUCCCUCCCCAGCCUGCAUUCAUAAUCUAUCAUAUACUUUUUACUUGCAAUAAAAAGUUGUCCGUUCUUU